Ziziphus jujuba (common jujube) is the source of this 2526-nucleotide messenger RNA. RefSeq names its product TOM1-like protein 9. The transcript is spliced from 10 exons. Gene Ontology annotation, molecular function: phosphatidylinositol binding; ubiquitin binding. Lineage: Eukaryota; Viridiplantae; Streptophyta; Magnoliopsida; Rosales; Rhamnaceae. Gene Ontology annotation, biological process: protein transport to vacuole involved in ubiquitin-dependent protein catabolic process via the multivesicular body sorting pathway. The record is from RefSeq and is a predicted model, not a curated record. The coding region runs from base 291 to 2291 and encodes 666 amino acids.
AAAAAGAAAAGCAAGAAAACGAAAGAAAAAAAAAAGAAGAAGAAAAAAUCGUUCCUCUACAGAAAAGAGGAACCGAACGAUCUGAGAGAGAGAGAGAGAGAGAGAGAGAAAGAGAGGAGAGAGAGUGGAGCAAGAAAGUUUUCAGAGAGAGAGAGAGAGAGAGAGAGCGGAAUAUUACGGACAUCGCCGGAACUCUGCGCGAUCUUGCGGGAGGAACAAGUGGGAAGAUAUAUAGAAUCCGGGUUGGUUCUUGGAUCGGGUAUCUGUUUGUAUUUUUGAGGCGACCGGAAAUGGUGAAUUCUAUGGUGGAACGCGCCACAAGCGACAUGCUCAUAGGUCCUGAUUGGGCCAUGAAUAUCGAAAUCUGUGACAUGCUCAACCAUGACCCUGGGCAAGCAAAGGAUGUUGUUAAAGGUAUAAAGAAACGCAUUGGAAGUAAGAAUGCUAAAGUUCAACUUCUUGCUCUUACACUGUUGGAGACUAUUGUAAAGAAUUGUGGGGACAUUGUUCAUAUGCAUGUAGCAGAAAAAGAUGUUCUGCAUGAGAUGGUGAAGAUAGUAAAGAAGAAGCCUGAUUUCCAUGUCAAAGAGAAGAUAUUGAUUCUGAUAGAUACUUGGCAAGAAGCUUUUGGAGGACCGAGAGCAAGAUAUCCGCAAUAUUAUGCUGCAUACCAGGAAUUAUUGCGUGCUGGAGCUGUAUUCCCUCAGAGAUCUGGGGCUGCUCCUGUAUUUACACCUCCACAAACUCAACCAUUGACAUCAUAUCCUCCAAAUAUUCGCAAUGCUGAUCUUCAGCAAGAAGGAGCUGAGCCUUCUGCGGAGUCUGAGUUCCCGACCUUAAGCUUGUCAGAAAUUCAAAAUGCACGGGGUAUCAUGGAUGUUCUUGCAGAAAUGCUUAAUGCAAUAGAUCCAGCCAAUAAAGAGGGGCUCAGGCAGGAGGUUAUUAUUGAUUUGGUUGACCAAUGCAGGACAUAUAAGCAAAGAGUGGUUCACCUUGUUAACUCGACCUCGGAUGAAUCACUUUUGUGUCAAGGAUUAGCGCUGAAUGAUGAUUUGCAACGUUUACUAGCCAAGCAUGAAGCUAUUGCUUCAGGAACUCCUGUUCAAAAAGAAAACCCAAAGCCUGAACCUUCUGGAGCACUUGUAGAUGUUGAUGCCCCUCUAGUUGACACUGGAGAUAGCAGCAAACAGCCUGGUAUGAGAUCCACCGCAAGUGCCAGUGCCAGUACCAGUACCAGUACCAGUGCCAGUGCAGGGGGUAGUUCGCUGAAUCAGUUAUUACUUCCUGCUCCAGCAGCAAAUGGUCAGGCUCCUCCAGCAAAUAUUAAUCCUAAAAUGGACCUUCUUAGCGGAGAUGAUUUUAGUUCACCAAAGGCAGAUAAUUCACUGGCUCUUGUUCCUGUGGGAGGGCAACAGCCAACCAGUUCUGUGUCUGAUCAGACUGCUCUUGUUCUUUUUGACAUGUUUUCUGACACAAAUUCUGUAAACACCCAGUCUGGUAAUGUUCCUGGACAAAACGGUCCUUUGACACCCCAUACCCAACAGCAGCAGAAUUUUCAAUCUCCACAAGGUGGAUAUUAUCCAAAUGGAGGUGUCCCAAACGUGGGCGCACCUCAGUACGAGCAGUCACUAUACACACAGGGGAAUGCUCCUGCCUGGAAUGGUCAGAUUACACAGCAGCAGCAGCCACCUUCCCCAGUAUAUGGUGCUCAAAGCAGUGGGUCAUUACCUCCGCCACCCUGGGAAGCUCAGUCAACGGAGGAUAGUAGCCCUGUAACAAGUGCUCAAUACCCUCAGAUGAUUGUCACACAGGCUCCAGGUGGUCUGCAUCCCCAGGGAGCUCAUCCGAUGGGUAACGAGCAAGUGGUAGGGAUGUAUAUCCAGCCGAUUACAAGCAAUCAUUUGUCAACUAUUAAUAGCCAGGUUGGUCCAAAUAAUCAGCUGGGUUUGCACCCUCAUGCGAUCCAGGGAGGGCCAUACAUGGGUAUGCUUCCACAGCCCAUGCAGGCGGGGCAUAUGGGAACAAUGUACUCUCAACCAAUGUAUGGCAAUCAGAUGGCGGGUUAUGGCUAUGGUCAGCAACAAGGGAAUCAUUACCUGGACCCGCGAAUGUAUGGUCUAUCUAUAAGAGAUGAUAGUUCUUUGGGAAACAAUUACCAGGUUUCCACUUCGUCUUACGUCCCACCCAGUGGUAAGCCUUCCAAGCCAGAGGAUAAACUCUUUGGAGACCUUGUUAACAUGGCCAAGUUUAAGUCUAAUAAAACCACGGCUGGCAGAGCUGAUAGCAUGUGAAAAUGUGAUCGGUUUCUGCAUUUUCUUUUUUUUCCUUUUUUAUUUUUUAUGGUGGCCAACUUUUUAAUUUUUUCAUCCUUGGCUAUUUUUCAAUAUAUAUAUUUUCUUCUUCGGUUCGUAUUUGUGUUUGCUUGUCUGGCAUUGGUGUACAUUCCUUGUAGAGAAAAACCUGAAAAAGGGAAGACCUUCUUGUGAAUUAGAUUGAAUUUAAGAAUUUGGGAUUUCAUUAUUAUUA